GAGAGCUCAUCAGAGGCAAAAUGGGAAACAUAUGACUCCACCAAGCGCACAAAUAGACUUUGAUUGUUGUUCGUUGUUCCUCUCUACUUCAGACAACACUGCGGAUAUUUCGCCGUGAAUGAUUUUAAUAUUAAUGGGUAGCUUAUUUUUAUUUAAUGUCUUUUCCCUCAUGAAAUCGCACACCUCGGAUCAUCUUCACGGCCCGCUCUGAUCUCCAGUGAGUGAUUUGUUUUUCUUUUAGAAAUACCAAUUUAACUUCAACAGCUGAUCUUUCAUUUGGAGGAGUUGGCUGAAUUUGGAUUGUUGCCCUGUGGAACAACAACAGCAGCAAAUUUUAAAAUCUUUUACUCUCACGGAUGGCGGUGUAAUCGAUCAGAACAAUUCGGAUGCAGCGGAUCUUUUGGAUUAUAUACACUAAAGCGAGUCCAUAUCUCGGUGACUGGGACGUUGGAGACGGAAGAGUUUAUUUCGCACUCACACACUGGAGUGGGAAUAAGUCUAGACAAUGCUUCAGUGUGCCAGCUGUGAAAAGCCUAUUCUUGAUAGGUUCUUGCUCAAAGUUUUGGACAGACCGUGGCACAUCAAAUGUGUCCAGUGCUGCGACUGCAAAUGCAGUUUGACAGAGAAGUGUUUUUCUCGAGAAGGGAGACUAUACUGCAAGAAUGACUUCUUCAGGAGAUUUGGGACCAAGUGCGCUGGGUGCGCGCAGGGGAUUUUACCCAGUGAUCUUGUCCGCAGAGCCAAGAGCAAAGUGUUUCACCUGAACUGUUUCACCUGUGUGAUGUGUAACAAACAGCUGUCCACCGGAGAGGAGCUGUACAUCCUGGACGAAUUCAAGUUCGUUUGCAAAGAGGACUACGAAAACAACAGCGGGAAAGACACAAUCCUCCUUUCAGUAACUACGUGCAGCGACCCAAGUCUGUCUCCGGACUCUCAGGACCCGCAGGACGAUGGAAAGGACUCCGAAAACGGGCAUUUAUCUGAUAAAGACGCGUGCAGCAACGAGAACGACGAGCAGAGCGCCGUCGGAAAACGACGCGGGCCUCGGACCACCAUAAAAGCCAAGCAGCUGGAGACCCUGAAAGCGGCUUUCGCGGCCACACCGAAGCCCACCAGACACAUCAGAGAGCAGCUGUCACGGGAGACGGGUCUCAACAUGAGAGUCAUCCAGGUUUGGUUCCAAAAUCGGAGAUCUAAAGAGAGGCGUAUGAAGCAGCUGAGUGCUUUAAGCGCUCGGAGACACGUGUUUUUCCGCAACCCGAGGAGAAUGAGAGGCCUAGGAGAGCGACUGGAACCAGGAGAGCUUGGACACUUCUCUUAUUAUGGAGAUUAUCCUGGUGAAUACUAUGGCUCAGGAGGGAAUUAUGAGUACUUCCAAGGCCCACCACCAUCCCAAGCACAGACUCCAGCAGACCUGGGCUUUGUGCCCUCCACAGUCCCAGCUGGCACCCCAUUAGGAGCCAUGGACCACCACCAUCCUGGUCACCACUGUCCCGGAGAGGUGCAGUGUUUCUCUGAUACAUUAUCCCAUCAUCCCGCGAACUCACCCAGUCCGGAGCCCAAUGGACCAAGUUCAAUUCAUAGCAUUUCCAGUGAAAUGUGUGGCCCCAGUACACCCUUCACUGUUUCUCUCAGUGACAACGGAUACACCAACCAGCUGUCACAGCCCUCUUCAGAAAUGAGCGAAGGCACUGUUUGGUAAUCCGGCUAUGACCGAAAUACAACACACGGAGUCUGAAGGCAAAUCCUUGAUUUUCUUUUUUUUUAAUCAGCUAUUUAUUUAUUUAUUUAUUUAUUUAUGUGUUUGUUUGUUUACCUAUUUAUGCUUUUCAUUUUUAUGUUAUUUAUUGAUUGGCCACUUAUUGGAUAUUUUUGAAUAAUCUGUGUGAAUUGGGCUGAUUGAGAGGUCUCACAGCGCUGGGCCUCACUGAUUAAGCAAUAAACAAAUACAUUAACACUGCUGAAGUUGCAUUUUAGUGUUUACAAAACCUUUUCUGCCAUGUACAGUACUGUGCAAAGAUUUUAGGCACAUUUGAUCUUUAUAUUCCUUAUCCGUCACACAAUACUAUCAGCUGGCCACAAGCCCAUUCUGUAUUCUGCCUUUUUCCAUAUUAGCUGGGAUAGGCAGUUCAGAAAAUGGAUGGAUGGAUGGAUGGAUGGAUGAUGCAUGGAUGGAUGGAUGGAUGGAUGGAUGGAUGGAUGGGUGGAUGGAUGGAUGGAUGGACAAGUGAUCUGAUCAAUAAUAAGAAAAUAUGCCCAAACUUUCAGCCGGAGUCAUAAAUAACUAUCUUCAAUGACAAGGAUUUCUGCAAUGGCUCACAGAUAUCCCUCAUCUGACUAUAUUUAAAUCAGUUUGAGAUGAAGACAAAGAGAUGGAAACAAUACUCUUGUAUUACACAGGAGCCAUCCACUUACAGAUUAUGAAUGUGAGAUAUCCUGUGGGGACGGAAACAGCUGAGACCACCCUAAAUCCAAAGAAGAAACCUUGUGUCAAGGUCUUUAAGAUGGCUGGAGGACAGAAAAGAAAAGAAAAAACCCUCUGUACCAAAUACCCUGAAAAACAAUGGUAAGUGUAACUGCAAGAAUUUAUGCUUUUUUAAAGGAAAAUGUGGUCAUGCUCAAUAUUAAUUUGAAAACUUUUUUUUUUUCUGUUUAGGGCACUUUACAUGAAGUUCACUGAUAAAUGUAAAGCAUUAAUGGCAUUACUGAGAACAUUCACAUAUAUUUGUUAAUGUCACAUAGAUUCAGAUGUUUAAAAUUUGCACAGCAUUGUAUAUGGUGAAAUUGACCUUACAGUUCAAAUGUGAAGUGCAUCUGUUUUACCACCUUUCAGUGUUUCACCCCCACUUAUAAAUUCUCCAUAUGUGACUUUGUGUGCAGAACUCUUGUAUUACACCUGAACCAUCCACUAAUUACAGAUUUUGAAUGUGAUGAUACAUCUGACCAAAAACAUUUCUCAGGACCGCGGAAACAUUACAUUGUUUUUUUGUUUUGCUACAACUUUCCAUUAAUAAUUUGCUGGCUGGCAUGUGUUUGCCUUCCACAUAUUGCCAUUUUAAUCUGAACAUUUUAUAUGAGUAGAAAAUGAUUUGACUGCAACAUGAUAAGAGCCUGGCCUGACACCAUAUAUACUAAUGAACAAUAAUGGACAGAAGAGUCAAUUGUUUAUGUAACACUCCAGUGUUCAAAGGGUCAAUUUUGAGUUAUUUAAACCUCUUUAUUCUGAUGGGUAAACCAUUUAAUGCAAACAAACCAAACUUUUGUAGCUACUGUAAUUAUUUUGUCACCAUCCAUUUUUUGUAUUAUGACCUCAUAAAAUAGUAAAAACAAAUAAACUGCUGCCAAAUGAAAGCACAUCACAAAUCCUGCCAUUUCAGUUGUAUGGACAUCUGUGUUCACUUUUAUUGGAGCAAAAAACUUUUCAGCUCAAGACUUAAACUGCUUUUGUCUUUAAAAUGCUACAUUAUUUAUAAUGUUUGUAUUCCACAUGGCUACAAACAGGUCUUUUUUUCCCCCCAUGAGAUACCUGAGUUUUCCUAUCUGGUUUAUGACACAGACAUCACAACACUGUAUAAUAAAAGUCUUAUUGAUGACUGUCAUUUGUUUAUCACUUUGGGGGGGAAAUGAUUGGAAUUCUUAUUUCAGUGUUUCUUGAUUUUGUGAAUGUUUAAUGAACAGGGAUUUGUUAAGUUGUAUGUAAUCUUUUGAGAUGAUUUUUAAAUAGACCAAAAAGAUUAUUUGAGGGGAUCAUUUGAGGGUACAAAUGUGCAUUUAAAAUAUUUUUGUCCUUUAAUAAACAUACUCCUAUGGAAUCUGAUGAAGAAGCCAAAGUGUAAGCAAUUGCUUAAAAACUACUGGAUGAUUAGAAAUAAGUUCUAAAUAACAUCAGCAAUAAGACCAUGACUUGCAUUACAUUACUAACAAUCACAUUAAACUUGCUUAGCUAAAUGUGUUACACUGAUUGCAAAGAGCUAUUCAUUGUCCUUAAUUUACUGUUUUCACCAUGACAUUGAGUACUUACUGUUCUACUAAAUUGGGAGAAUUAAUGACUCAAAAUGAA
Archocentrus centrarchus (flier cichlid) is the source of this 4060-nucleotide messenger RNA. RefSeq names its product LIM/homeobox protein Lhx1-like. The coding region runs from base 506 to 1702 and encodes 398 amino acids. The record is from RefSeq and is a predicted model, not a curated record. Gene Ontology annotation, biological process: regulation of transcription by RNA polymerase II; neuron differentiation. NCBI's taxonomy places the organism in Eukaryota, Metazoa, Chordata, Actinopteri, Cichliformes, Cichlidae. The transcript is spliced from 5 exons. Gene Ontology annotation, molecular function: zinc ion binding; RNA polymerase II transcription regulatory region sequence-specific DNA binding; DNA-binding transcription factor activity, RNA polymerase II-specific. Gene Ontology annotation, cellular component: nucleus.